Messenger RNA from Enhydra lutris kenyoni (northern sea otter), 1476 nucleotides. Its product is annotated as pancreatic and duodenal homeobox 1. The record is from RefSeq and is a predicted model, not a curated record. The transcript is spliced from 2 exons. Bases 93 to 938 code for a protein of 281 amino acids. NCBI's taxonomy places the organism in Eukaryota, Metazoa, Chordata, Mammalia, Carnivora, Mustelidae. Gene Ontology annotation, molecular function: RNA polymerase II cis-regulatory region sequence-specific DNA binding; DNA-binding transcription factor activity, RNA polymerase II-specific. Gene Ontology annotation, biological process: type B pancreatic cell differentiation; regulation of transcription by RNA polymerase II. Gene Ontology annotation, cellular component: nucleus.
AGCAAGUGUGGCGCGGAGAGUGGGAGAGCUGCGCAGCUUCAACUCCCCGGCUCCAGCUCCCCACUGCUGGAGUCCAAGACCCGGAGGCAGCCAUGAACAGCGAGGAGCAGUACUACGCAGCUACGCAGCUUUACAAGGACCCGUGCGCGUUCCAGCGGGGCCCCGCGCCAGAGUUCAGCGCCAGUCCCCCAGCGUGCCUGUACAUGGGCCGCCAGCCCCCGCCGCCGCCGCCCCCGUUCCCGGGGACCCUGGGCGCUCUGGAGCAGGGCAGCCCACCCGACAUCUCCCCAUACGAGGUGCCUCCCCUCGCCGACGACUCCGCGGUGGCGCACCUCCACCACCUCCCAGCUCAGCUCACGCUCCCCCACCAGCCCGCCGGGCCCUUCCCGGACGGAGCUGAGCCAGGAGCCCUGGAGGAGCCCAGCCGCGUCCAGCUGCCUUUCCCGUGGAUGAAGUCCACCAAGGCUCACGCGUGGAAAGGCCAGUGGGCAGGCGGCGCCUAUGUUGCAGAGCCAGAAGAAAACAAACGGACACGUACUGCCUACACGCGUGCGCAGCUGCUGGAGCUGGAGAAGGAGUUCCUGUUCAAUAAAUACAUCUCGAGGCCCCGCAGGGUGGAGCUGGCCGUCAUGCUGAACUUGACCGAGAGACACAUCAAGAUCUGGUUCCAAAACCGCCGCAUGAAAUGGAAAAAGGAGGAGGACAAGAAGCGUAGCUGCGGGCCAGCGGCUGGGGGUGGCACAGAUGCUGACCCGGAGCAGGACUGUGCAGUGACCUCCGGUGAGGAGCUGCUGGCGCUGCCACCGUCGCUGCCCCCCGGUGGUGCUGUGCCGCCCGCUGUCCCCGCCGCCACCCGAGAAGGACGCCUGCCGCCUGGCCUUAGCACGUCACCACAGCCCUCCAGUGUCGCGCCCCUGCGACCUCAGGAACCCCGAUGAGAGAUGGGGGCUCCUCCUGGCCAGGCGGCUUCAACCACUGGGAAAGAGGGGGAGCAGUGGUCGGACCCUGGGUGUGGACAACCAGCCCUAGCCCCCUGGCUGUUCAAGGAGCCAGGAACUGCCUUGGCCAACCCGGAUGGAAGGGGAGAACUCGAGUUCUCAGGCGCCUGUGCCAAUUGGGGCGCCUUGGGGAGACACUGGCAGACCUUCUGGAAGGAGAAGAAAGGUUUUCUGUAAUAUCUGGGGCCUCUUCCGGUGAUAUUGUUGGACUGGCGACAUCUGUUGCUGCUGCUGUGCAGGUCCUAGCACUCCAGAACCAUGGACCUCUUUAGAGAAGCCAGCUCUUCAAAAGACCUCAAGCUGGAAUGCUCCCCAACACACUGCAAGCGGGCUAGAUGGGGGGGUCUUAAUCUGUCCUGAAACAGAGCCAAUUUUACUCAGGCUUCCGCCUUAAAGCUUAGAAAUAAUUGAAAGGAAACUUCUAAGGUUUCAAAGACCUAGUGAAAUCGAUGCCCAUGAAAUAGAGUAAUUCCUCCUC